UAUCGUUUCGAAAACGUCAAAUGAGUGAAAACAAACCGAUUCACAGCACAACACGCACACCACCAACGAGGGCGGCCGUCAAUAUUGACCAUCGAAAUCCAUCGUCCAAAACAGAGACAGAGUGCCAACAGAGUCCAUCAGCAGCAGCCGUGCGCUUUUGUUAUCGGUCACGGUGGCCGAAGUUUAGUGUUCCGCGGACAAUCCAAUCAAUCCGGAGAGGAGCUUCGUGUUGUCAGUUCGAACGGUGUACUACAAGAUGACACUGAGGGAAGGUUUGGGGAGCCGUAGCACUAGCAGCUCCCUGCGGCUGGAGGAAGGCUCCGCAGGACGAAGGACCAACUUUUCGUCCUUCAGCAGCAGCUUCGACGAGUUCGGUCCACCGUACGCCGAUUUGCCCAUGGAGAUUCUGGUCAAAAUCUUCACCUACCUUACGCCGUCGGAUCGGCGCGAAGCCAGCCAAACGUGCCGCCGGUGGUGCGAAGCAUCGCACCAUACCGCCUUCCUCGAGAACUUCUGGCUCGUGCUGCACCGCCAGCCGUUCGACGCGAAUGGCCCCCCGGUCCGGGAUCUGCUGCAAAGCUUCCGCCACUUCCCGAACGUCCACCUGUCCGAGGUCGAUUUCGAGCGCAUCGGUAACUUCUUCACCCACUUCGGGCCACACAUCCGGCGGAUCGGGCUUCGUGCGUGUGAAAUACAGGAGCGCGAUCUUACCGCCAUACUGCGCCGGCUGCCCGCGCUGCGCGCCCUCACGAUCGAAUCCUGCCGCGAUCUGUUCAUGUGCGUGCGGCUGUUCGAGGAUGCGGCGGAGCGGGAGGAGCUCCGGCAAACGCUCUCGAACGUGACCGACCUGUCGCUCACCCACAACCAGUACCUGUCCGAUGCGAUCCUGCACCGGAUGGUGGAGAUCAUGCCGUCGCUCCGGGCGCUUGCCCUCGCCGGCUGCCACAUCUCCUUCCACAAGGGCCUGUACCGGAAGUUUUACCCGGGCGAUGGUAAGCAACCGUCCGAGAGUGUGCUCACCUUCCACUACGUGUCGCAGCUGAUCGAGCAGCGGAAGGGUUCGCUGCGGGCGCUCGACUUUGGCGAAACGCUCGUGGACGAUAAUGCGCUCGAGGUGCUGGCCGGCAUGAGUCCGGCGCUGUGUCUCGAGCGGCUGGAGCUAAACCGGUGCGAGCAGCUGUCGAGCCGCGGACUGGGGACACUCAUCACCGCCCAGGCGGCCCAUCUGCAGCAUCUGAAUCUGUCGAAAACGUUCCGGCUGACCGAUUCCUGCCUACUGCAGAUUUGCCGCGAGCUGCGCGGGCUGCGCGUGCUGAAGAUGCGCGAAUGUCGCGCGCUAAGCAAUCAGGGUGUGCGCGAGCUGGUGCAGCUGCCGGCGCUGGAAGUGCUGGACAUUUCCUACUGCGAGGAUGUAAACGGAGCGGGCCUGCUGGAGGGUAUUGCGUCGCGGCCGAACGAAACGCUGCGAGAGUUGCGCGUGCGGGCGCUCAACCUCUGCGAACGGUCGAUAAUUGCCAUCAGCGAGCAGCUGUCGGCGUUACGCAUUCUCGACCUGGGGUACUGCUUCCACGCCGUCUCGGACCUGUGCGUGCAGUUUAUCUUCCGCAACCUGGUCCGGCUGACGGAGCUGGAUCUGGAGAGCUGCCGCAAACUGUCCGACGAAGGGCUGACGGGAUUGGGCAUGCUGCCAAUCAUACAACGCCACGAGCAACAGCAGCAGCAACCGACGGCCCAGCCAGGUGCAUCCCUUGGUAAUGGCAGCGUGGAAGGGAACGCGCCGCCGGCAGACGAUCAGGCCCGUCCGGCCACCCCCGAACCGGAACCGUCGCUCCAGGCGGCCACCGCCCACAUGCGCAUCUCGCUGCGCAGCCGGGCGGAGCGUGAGAUCGUCGAGGAUGCCGAGCGGAAGAAGCAGCUGCUCGAGGCGAUGCAGCGCAAGGACAAUCUGCAGUCGGCACGGGACGACGGCACCGCCUUCAGCGGGUACUCGAUCGGGCGGCUCCAGCAGCUGCGCGUCCUCAACCUGACCGGGUGCAAUCGGCUGACGGACGUGACGUUGCUGUGCAACUUCAAGCUGCUGGAGCUGCGCGACCUCUACCUCGCCCAGUGUCAGCAGAUUUCGGUCGACGGUAUACGGGCGCUGGUCCGGGGCUGUCCCGCGGUCGAGCGGCUCGAUCUCAGCGAGUGCCACAGCAUCAACGAUCGGGCGGUCGAGCAGAUUGCGUUCCAUCUGCACCGCUUGCGUACGCUCAGCCUGCGCCGCUGCUAUCAGCUGACCGAUUUCAGCCUCGACUACAUCGCCUGUCACGCGCGGCGCUUGCGCGAGCUCGAUGUGCGCGGCUGCAAGCACAUGUGUGCGGAUCCGGCAAUGCGGCUGGUGAAUCUGCCCCUGCUUGCGACGAUACUGCCCGGCAAGCAGGACGAGAACGGUGCGAACGGUGUGUUCGGUGCGGGCUCGUCCGCCUCGUCACCAUCGUUACCGCCCGCACCACCACCGCCCGCCGCUCAGUCGCGCGCCACGAUGCGCAUUUAACAGGCGCUGGCUGUGGCUAAGCCUACUGCUGCUGUUCGAUGCGGCCUGUUUGCUGCUGAUGGCAUCGGUACUAGCUGGCUAGUGGUGCUGUUGUUUUUACCCCUACUGUACAUACUGGUUGCAGUGAAUGUUUGGAAAUGAAAUUGUUGAGUAUUUUUUAGCGUUUUUGUGUAGCAGCGCGCAACGAAUGUAACCGAAAUUAAUUCUUUACGGUGCCAUGUGCUAUUUUCGGUCUUUUUUUUUUGCGCACUCUCGAAGGAGGAAUAAAUUUCAAAGUGUAUCCGGUUCGUUUACCCAUUAACUUAUUUUAGCACGCCUUACUUUGCAUAAUAAAAAGUAUUACUCUGCAACUUGUGA
Molecule: messenger RNA, 2890 nt
Organism: Anopheles merus
Lineage: Eukaryota; Metazoa; Arthropoda; Insecta; Diptera; Culicidae
Exons: 2
Coding region: 257-2533 (758 amino acids)
Biological process (GO): SCF-dependent proteasomal ubiquitin-dependent protein catabolic process
Cellular component (GO): SCF ubiquitin ligase complex
Molecular function (GO): protein binding
Source: RefSeq, a predicted model, not a curated record